This is a messenger RNA of Rhipicephalus microplus (southern cattle tick), 1046 nucleotides long. RefSeq names its product serine/threonine-protein phosphatase 2A activator. Gene Ontology annotation, biological process: mitotic spindle organization. Gene Ontology annotation, molecular function: peptidyl-prolyl cis-trans isomerase activity; protein tyrosine phosphatase activator activity. The record is from RefSeq and is a predicted model, not a curated record. Gene Ontology annotation, cellular component: cytoplasm; nucleus; protein phosphatase type 2A complex. Lineage: Eukaryota; Metazoa; Arthropoda; Arachnida; Ixodida; Ixodidae.
AUGUCUUCUUCGGCCAGUGCCUCGGCUACGUCGAAGACGACGUCGGAGAGCGACGAAGAGCCGGAGUACGCGGAACCCAGGCGCCACGUGCUGACGCCCGCCGACAUGAAGCGCUGGCUGGAGAGCGAAGCGUACGGCGAGUACGUCGGCUUCGUGCUCGCCCUCAACGAGCGGGUCAAGGGCAAGAAGCUGAGCGACGCCACGUUACCGGUCUCCGAGGUCACGUCGGGCCUGCUGUCUGUGUUGGACACGCUGUACGGCUGGGUGCGCGAAACGCCUCCCGUGGACCAGCCGCAGCGGUUCGGCAACACGGCCUUCCGCACGUGGCUGGGCCGGGUGAAGGGCGAAAGCCGACGACUGCUGCGCGACGCCCUGCCGGCCAGGUACGGGCCCGCGCUGGUCGAGCUCGUCCCUUACUUCGACGACAGCUUCGGCAACUCCACGCGCAUCGACUACGGCACGGGCCACGAGAUGAGCUUCGCCAUGUUCCUCUGCUGUCUGUUCAAGAUCAGAGCGUGGGCCGAGGAUGACUCGGCCGCCGUGGUCCUGACCGUCUUCCAGAGGUACCUGGAGCUGGUGCGUCACCUCCAGCAGGAGUACCGCAUGGAACCAGCCGGCAGCCACGGUGCCUGGAGCCUGGACGACUACCAGUUCCUGCCCUUCAUCUGGGGCAGCGCUCAGCUCAUGGGCCAGCUGGCGAUACAGCCCAAGUCCUUCCCGACGCCCGGCUUCGCCCAGAACUACUCCGGGGACUACAUGUUCAUGGGCUGCAUCGAGUUCAUCUGCAAGGUGAAGAGCGGCCCGUUCCACGAGCACUCCAACCAGCUGUGGAACAUCAGCGCCGUGCCCAGCUGGGCCAAGAUCAACGCCGGCCUGAUCAGGAUGUACAAGGCGGAGGUGCUGGGAAAGUUCCCGGUCGUCCAGCACGCACUGUUCGGGAGCCUGCUUCCCUUCCGUCCUUACGAGAAACCGGGCCAGACGAAAUGAGACUUCUUGCUAAAUAAGACAUUUCGCUAUUAAAUAUUACGUUUAACACGCGAUACUAC